This is a messenger RNA of Exophiala bonariae, 1872 nucleotides long. RefSeq lists its product as uncharacterized. The record is from RefSeq and is a predicted model, not a curated record. The coding region runs from base 1 to 1872 and encodes 623 amino acids. NCBI's taxonomy places the organism in Eukaryota, Fungi, Ascomycota, Eurotiomycetes, Chaetothyriales, Herpotrichiellaceae. The transcript is spliced from 2 exons.
AUGGCCCAGCCAAGACUUCUCUUCAUUGAACAAGAUCCGCGCAGAUCCAUCCGAGAGAAGGAGCUGCAGCUGUCGGCAGCUCGUUCUCAUGCCGCAAGGUUAACUCAUCGUCGAAGAAGCCUGAGAAAUCUGGCGCUGCCCUCGGAACCGGAACUCCAGUGGCGUCCCUAUUUUAACUCAAUAGGUCUACUCACAAACAAUGACGCCACCUAUAAGGGGUGUGGAGAUGCCGAAGAAGCCAUGGCGAUCCACUCCCAGAUUUCCAGUCCAUACAGCGUUACACCUCGCACAAAGCAGGCUACUCGUUAUAGGUCAGACACACAGGAUUCUGGGGUCAGCACUGAGGUUCCAGGAUUCCAGGAACUCCUGCCACCAGACAAAAGUGUACAACGGCACACUUUGAAGGAGGUAAAAGCAGCUCCUGGUGGUUGUGCUCUACCAGUGAUGGACCAUACUUACUUGAGCCCUAACACCUUGAUACAGCAUGGCAAUUCGGACCCUUUUUCAGCAUCUCCGAUUAGGAUUACUCCUCGGUAUCACUCCCUGAUCUCUACCUGGCAGAGCGUCUUCACCCAGACUAUAAUUCCUUCGGGAAGCCAGAAAACCGCAACGACCCUCAUGGCAUGGGAAAACGAAGGUAUUGAAAUGAUUAAAUGCGCCGAACAAUUACAUUUCAUCCUUGCUUGGACAUCGUUAUUGCAAUCAUUCACAAUGCCAGCAUCGCAACUGAAAGAGCAGCUGAGAAUGCAAUCCCUAGCACAUAGUACUGCUGGUAUAGCCUCCCUGCGGAAAAACCUGCCGACAAUGGCAAAGCUUCGGACACUUCGUGCUGUGUUCCACCUCAUGGGAGCCGACUUAUACAGUGGUUAUUUACCCGCCGCUGUAUCACAUUUCCAUGCCCUAGUUGAUAUUGUUAUGUCGAUAGGUGGUUUUAACCACCUGCCAUGGGAAACACAAAGAUAUAUCGUUAUCAGCGAUUUGACCAUUUCCGCCGCCAUCAAGGAUACGAAACCCGUUUUUGGCGUUGAUGAAUGGGACCCCGGGCCAGCGGCCACUGUCAUGUCUCCACUUGAGUUGGACACCCUUGCUAUUGACUUAUCAAAACAGCAAUCUCUCCAUAAAGACCUUUCACCCCGUCUUGUCACCAUCUUUGAUGCCCAUCGAGAACUUCUCGCUGUGCACCGAAUAGCGGCGAAUAUAACUGACCCUUCACGAUUGACAAAUAUCCUCUCCUGGGCACAAAUGCGCCAGUAUGCACUAAAGAUUCGUGCGAGUAACAUGAAGAUUACUCUGGACGACCUUUCCAAUUCUCCCAGUAUUUCUAUCGAAAAGGCUCUCUUUGUAGCAGUUGACUACUUCUCCCAAAUCCUGUGGACCCAACUCUAUCCGCAGAGAACAAUCCUUGCGCCGUUCCGCCAUUCGGAUGAUGCAUUCGAGAUUUUCAAAAGUGUUACCGAGCUCGAAUCAUCAUGUCUAACUCUCUGGAUUUUGUUUAUCGCAGCAAUUGUCGAAAUUAUCUCGAAUCGGAGUGGCCACAAAAGCAGCUUUUUCGCCGGAGCACUUAAAAUCACCACGGCCAACUUAGGAUUGCAAUCUCUCGUACAGGUGCGGCAGUCACUGUUCAAAUGCUUAUAUCAGGAAAGAACAUUUGAUCCCUGUCUACACACGCUCAUGGACGCUGCGCAAGAUGUAGACAAGCCAAUAGCCGUCCAGUUCAUUCAGCUUGGACUGUUUGAAUCAAAGGCGCCAAAGGACCCUAGUUCAGCCCAAGACUUUGAGCAGAUGCUGACCUUCUCGUUCGGAACAAAUCAAGAACGAGCCUUAAUCACGUUCCCACGGACAGAGACCCGAAGAGACGGCGGUCAAAGAUGA